AUGUGGACGGGAAGUGAGUGUGAAUGGAUGUUUAAUGUUCACGACCUGCUUUCUAGGUAUUCAUCUCUUCAAAUCGCUCGCGAAGUCAAAACUUCGCCUCAAACGGUCUGUGACUGGCGUAACUUUUUGAGAGAACUCUGUUCUGAAAUUGAAUCGACGUAUCCUAAGAUUGGAGGGAACGGACACAUCGUGGAGAUCGAUGAAACUAACGUGCAUACCCGCAAGUACGGGCGCGGAAAAGAGAAAAGUGACGACUGGAUACUGGGAGGUGUCGAUAGAGAGUCAGGAAAGGUGUUCGUAUGUCAAGUGCCGAAUCGCACAGCCUUGACACUGGUGCCAUUGCUGCAGGCGAAUAUCGAUCGUGAUAGCAUUGUGUAUUCAGACAAAUGGGCUAGUUACUCCCAACUGAAGAAGUACUUUACCAGUCAUUUCACGGUGAAACACAAAACCCAGUUUGUAAAUCUCGUUGGUACACGAUUAGUGUGUACAAAUGGAAUUGAAGGAUUGUGGAGUCGACUCAAGAAGCCGUUCAAACAAGGGAACGGAACAAGCGAAGCGCUAAUCGGCUCAUAUUUGUCAGAGUUUGUGGUUCGUGAAAACGAAAAGGAUGGAUUCUUCAAAGCGAUUAUCGAACAACUCAAGACGAAAGCGUGUAAAAACUAG
Messenger RNA from Caenorhabditis remanei, 663 nucleotides. RefSeq lists its product as uncharacterized. The record is from RefSeq and is a predicted model, not a curated record. The transcript has 2 exons. The coding region runs from base 1 to 663 and encodes 220 amino acids. Lineage: Eukaryota; Metazoa; Nematoda; Chromadorea; Rhabditida; Rhabditidae.